AUGUCGGGAACGCCAGCGUUCAAGCGUCUUCGCCGCGGUGCCGUUGAGGUAGAGGAUGCAAGCACGGGCAAAUUAGGACCUGAAUUUCAGGAUGCAGGAUGCCUGCUCAACUCGGAAGUGCAUCUCUUCUUUUCUCGACCUGGCGAGGCGUCGGAAGGUCUUUCUUCUGUCACGCAAAAAACCAAGGAAUAUGUCGACGAUUUCAGCAGGUUCAAGGACCAGUCUACGAUUCGAGAAGUGCGCGCCUUGCUCAUCAAGCAUGCGGCGCAGCCAGACAUGGACGAGGCCGACGAGCACAAAGGUCUGCAACUGUCACAAUUUGAGAUGGCGCAACUCGCCAACCUUUCCAUCACAGAUAUCGACGAGGCACGUACUCUGAUUCCCACACUCGCUACCAAGGACGAAACGCAGCUGGAAUCCCUACUUCAUGAACUCUCUGCGAUUCGUUCGUUCGCCUAA
Messenger RNA from Malassezia restricta, 459 nucleotides. RefSeq names its product DNA-directed RNA polymerase II subunit RPB4. The coding region runs from base 1 to 459 and encodes 152 amino acids. The record is from RefSeq and is a predicted model, not a curated record. The transcript has 4 exons. NCBI's taxonomy places the organism in Eukaryota, Fungi, Basidiomycota, Malasseziomycetes, Malasseziales, Malasseziaceae. Gene Ontology annotation, cellular component: P-body; RNA polymerase II, core complex. Gene Ontology annotation, molecular function: nucleotide binding; translation initiation factor binding. Gene Ontology annotation, biological process: nuclear-transcribed mRNA catabolic process, deadenylation-dependent decay; positive regulation of translational initiation; transcription initiation at RNA polymerase II promoter.